Molecule: messenger RNA, 753 nt
Organism: Amaranthus tricolor (Joseph's coat)
Lineage: Eukaryota; Viridiplantae; Streptophyta; Magnoliopsida; Caryophyllales; Amaranthaceae
Exons: 2
Coding region: 1-753 (250 amino acids)
Source: RefSeq, a predicted model, not a curated record
AUGGAAGCAUGGCAAGAUUAUGAGGCACCAAAAGAAGAGCUCCCAGCAGCACACAAACAAAACAGUAGCAUACAAAGAAACAUGCCAGCAACAAAACAAGUAGAGUAUCAAUCUUCUGGACAGCCUUCCUUGCGAACCAUGGAACACCCAACUUGGUGCUCGUAUGAGCGAGGAAACCCAAGGGUUGUCAUCUUUGGACAUGGAAUAUUAAGCCAAGACUUAGAGCUAGCACGGAGUGUCCUCACAGAACCCACAAGAGCAGCGCCAAGGUACCAUACAAACAGUGAACAAAGGACUGAAGGGCAGCUACAAACACAAAAGGAAUUCAGACAUGAGGAGCUGCAGGAAGGGCCUUUGUUAAGGAAGCAUUUGAAACUACUGCACAGCUAUGGGAUCUCAACGACUUUCAACUUGGAUGAUUCAAAAAAGCAUGAGAGCAACGCAGAAUUGAGGACAAUUCUGUUUAAAGAAGGAGGGAUUGAUGCAAUUAUUGAUAGCCCACAAUCCAAAGCAAAGGAAGAAAAGCAUAAUUGCAUCAUUGCACUUGCAAAGCCCAUUGAACCUAUUGAACUUGCUGAUUUUUGCUUGAAGACUAAGGAGGAUCAUUUUCAAAUUGGAUUAAACAACAACAUGGAAGCAUGGCAAGAUUAUGAGGCACCAAAAGAAGAGCUCCCAGCAGCACACAAACAAAACAGUAGCAUACAAAGAAACAUGCCAGCAACAAAACAAGUAGAGUAUCAAUCUUCUGGAUAG